GGAGGAGGAGCCGCGUCAAGGAGCGCCGCGCACCAUGAGCAGUCCAGUGCCACAGAUGCGCGCCCGGCUGAUGCUGAUGCUGCGGGUCGCCACACCGUCAAAGGAGGUAAAGCGUCUACCGUAGUAGUGGCCAACGUGACAGUAGAGGCUUGUGAUGUUGCAAGUGAAGCCGAAGGCAAUAAUACCCCAACACCGGUUUCCAGCAUGAAAUGCAACAAGAACGGGGAAUGCAGGCGGGACUCCGGUACGGGGAGCCUGCGGUCAGUCUUGUCCAAAUCGGAUAAACGGGCAGCGUGCAAUUCAACGACAAGCAUGGACGGUAUCACCACUCCCGUCGGCUCCCUAACUCAGGGAAACGAUGCCUCGAAUCCCGGUACGACACCAGUCCCGGAGAAGAAGGAAUCGAAAGUGUCCUUUUCCAACGCCCCGAGUCGGAAAACCUCUUCCUCCAUCCACGGCACCCAGCAGCCCCGGAACUCGGUGACAUUUCUCAAAUCCGAGGACGCUUCUCAGAACGGGGCCGAGGAUGGCGAAACCCAGGGCAGCCAGGCGAGCUUCAUGCAGCGGCAGAUCAGCAGCAUGCUGCAGCCGGGGGUCAACAAAUUCUCGUUACGCAUGUACGGGAGCCAGAAAGAGGUGGAGAAAGAGCAGGAACGCGUGAAAUCUGCGGGCAACUGGAUCAUUCAUCCAUACAGUGACUUCAGAUUCUAUUGGGAUUUUACAAUGCUCCUCUUUAUGGUGGGCAACCUGAUCAUUAUACCUGUCGGCAUCACCUUCUUCAAAGAGGAGACCACCACACCCUGGAUCAUCUUCAACGUGAUCUCCGACACCUUCUUCCUCAUGGACCUGGUGCUAAACUUCCGUACAGGCAUCAUAAUCGAGGACAAUUCAGACAUUAUCCUGGAUCCCAGUACCAUCAAGGUGAAGUACCUGAGGACCUGGUUUAUUGUAGACUUUGUCUCGUCCAUUCCAGUGGAUUAUAUCUUCCUGAUUGUGGAGAAGGGCAUCGACUCGGAGGUGUAUAAGACAGCUCGUGCCCUAAGGAUUGUGCGUUUCACCAAGAUCCUGAGUUUGCUGAGGCUGCUGCGUCUCUCUCGUCUGAUUCGAUACAUUCAUCAGUGGGAAGAGAUCUUUCAUAUGACCUAUGACAUGGCGAGUGCAGUGAUGCGGAUAUUCAACUUGAUAGCGAUGAUGUUGUUGCUGUGUCACUGGGACGGCUGUCUACAGUUUCUGGUGCCCAUGUUGCAGGAUUUCCCCUCUGACUGCUGGGUUUCCCUCAACAAGAUGGUGAACGACACAUGGGGUGAGUUGUAUUCCUUUGCUGUGUUUAAAGCCAUGAGCCACAUGUUGUGUAUAGGUUAUGGACGACAAGCUCCGGAGAGUCUCUCUGAUAUCUGGUUGACGAUGCUCAGCAUGAUUGUCGGAGCCACCUGCUACGCCGUCUUUAUCGGACAUGCCACGGCCCUCAUCCAAUCCCUGGACUCAUCACGACGCCAAUACCAGGAAAAGUACAAACAAGUGGAGCAGUACAUGUCUUUCCACAAACUUCCAGCGGAUUUCCGACAGAAGAUUCACGAUUAUUACGAGCACCGUUACCAGGGCAAGAUGUUUGAUGAAGAGAGUAUCCUUGAGGAACUCAAUGAGCCGCUCAGAGAGGAAAUAGUGAACUUCAAUUGCCGAAAGCUGGUGGCCUCCAUGCCCAUGUUUGCCAACGCCGAACCCAACUUCGUGACAGCCAUGUUGACAAAGCUCCGUUUCGAGGUCUUCCAGCCGGGCGAUUACAUCAUCCGUGAGGGAACCAUCGGCAAGAAGAUGUACUUCAUUCAACACGGCGUUGUGAAUGUUAUCACCAAAGGAACUGUUGGGUUAAAACUUUCUGAUGGCUCCUACUUUGGAGAGAUUUGUCUGCUGACCAGAGGUCGACGUACAGCGAGCGUACGAGCAGACACCUACUGUCGCCUGUACUCUCUCUCUGUGGACAAUUUUAAUGAGGUGUUGGAGGAAUACCCCAUGAUGAGGAGGGCAUUUGAGACUGUAGCCAUUGAUCGACUGGACCGAUUGGGAAAAAAGAAUUCCAUCCUGAUGAACAAAGUACAGCACGACUUAAACUCUGGCAUCCUAAACAACCAAGAGAACGAGAUGAUACAAGAGAUUGUGAAGUAUGACCGCGAGAUGGUAAAACGAAUAGAUCCGCAGCGUCCGCGUGCCAUGUCCAUGACGCCAUCAAUUCCUGGGGGGAUCUUUGCUCCACCUGGGCAAUCGCAGGGCAACUCUGCCAUUGCCACACUCCAGCAGGCAGUGGCUAUGAGCUUCUGUCCACAGUUUGGCCCUAUGGUGGGCCCGAGCACCAUGCAGUCACCCAGGAUGGUACGACGGUUUCAGGUGGUACAAAACAUUUCCAGCCCAGCAGCCGUUUCUCCUCAGCAGAUGCAGCCUUCGGGUUCGGUACCGUUCGGGGCGCUUGCUGCCAUAGCCAUGGCCAGUACUCCGAUGCAGAGUCCACUAGUGGCGGCAGGAAGCCGGACAUUUCAGUAUGGGACGGGUCCAAUGGGUGGGCGCUCUGGCUCUCAGCUGUCACUCAUUCAACAGCACGUCCCCAGUCCAACACGGCCCACCCUGCUCAAGGGCACCCAUCCUUUGCACCAAACGGGCAGCUUGACGCAGGAUGCCAGGUCCUUGUCUGCUUCCCAACCUUCUCUCCCCCAAGAUGGAGCUCAACCUGUCGGACCAAGCCCUUCACCCUCCACCAAUGCUUCCUCGACAUCAAUUGGCCCACCUCAGGCACCUCACCCCGCCAUUCCCGGGCCCUCUGGGGUCAGGAUUGCUGUAUCACAGAGAAUAGCCCCAACCCUUCAGGCAUCAGGGUCUGCAAUUGGGAAUUACCCAUCCACUCCACCUGCUACAGGCACUCCACCUGGCGUGGUGGGACAAGCACCUUUGGACUCUGCUAUACGCAAGAAAGAUUCCAUAGUCAGCCUACCCGAAACAGACUUCACAGCUAGAUCCAGGCUAUCGUCCAACCUCUGACGAGAACUUUGGACUCUUCUACUUUCUUGGUCACAGUUUGCUCUUAUUGCCCGAGUCUGGGCCUUCUGUAGAGUAGGUAAGCUCGUGGCUUUUCAUAAGAUCCCAAGUGUGGACAAUGGGACAGAUUUAUCGCUAGAUUUAAAGUCUCUGCUACAAAUAGAUUGUCGAGGUUGGAUGCCUCUGUUCCACUUGCUUGUGUAGUUACCGCAGUCCUCUGUACAGCUUCAGAUGCCUCUCAAUAUAUUUGUCUUUAUUAUCCCGAAUGAAGGGAAGAUCCUGUUGUGUGUGGCUUGGUGUGUUAAGUAAAGCUCAUAUGAUGCAAUGGGGCCUGGGUGACAAGAAAAUCAGGGACUUGCAAGAGACGACAAUGAUGAGAUUUACCGCUUCGCAAAAGUGUUUCGAAACGCCUUCGUUCUUUCUGUAUAAGCUCUCUGUGUAGCAAUCAAAUUACCUGUCUUUCACAAUGUUGUUAUAUAUUAAUGAAAAAAGUAUUAUGGACCGCUGGCCGAUCUUAUAUCCACUUGUACAUACAGUAGGAGGGAAAAAGGGAAAGAAGUUAUAAUGAAAAAACUAACAAUUGUAUUUACUCAAAAACCAAAGUUGAGCUUGAACACAAAUUUUGGUUGUGUCUGUGUCAACUAAGAAAAAAACCUCCUAUAUUUAACUGCCUUGAUUUGAAGUUUAGAAGCCAUAUACAUGGUUUGUGUGUGUGCGCGCGUGUGUGUGUGUGUGUGUUAGUUUGCGCAGUUGAUCAUAUAUGCUUAUUGAUAGAGUUUAGUUUAUAAAUCAGUUUCAUCAAAACGAAGUGUAAAGUUCACGUAUGUAGUGGAACGCUUGUAUUUUUAUGUCGUUUCGUCGGCCAUGUCAAGAGACUUUGUUGACCAAGGCAAUACUUUACUGCGGUUGCACUGAGCGUUAAGACUUGAAUUUUUUGGGUUUUCUGCGAAGCCCGUUAAAUUAGCAGACAGAAAAUGAAGAGAAGCCAAAAGAUUUAUCUUUACGUGACUCAUGCUGUAUUUGUGAUCCGUGUUGAUCUGCACAUGCAAUAUAAUUCUGCAAUAUUCUUGCCCUGCCUUUUAUAAAACCUGUCAUAGCAGCAUAAGCAAUUAAAUCAGCGCCAUUCAAAGAAUGUUUCAAACCUCCUCUUUUAAUGCACUGAAUGAGGCGAUGCAGCUGUUGAAAUAUAUAUAUGUUUUGAUAUUGGUCUUCAGUCUAUAGCAUUUAUCUGUUAAAGUAACUAUUGUAUGUUUGAAAUUGUUUCCAGUUUCAGCAUAUUUCAGUGAUAGAAGCGGGUUUCAUAAAGUAAAGCUUGAUUUAUACUUCUGCAUAGAACCUACGCUGUAGCCAAGCGUCAGUUUUUUAUUUAUACUUUUGCGUCGUUCUUCACAUCAAUGUGUAAUCCACAUGCAGAUCGCUACUACGCAAUGUCCACGGGCAUGUUACAGUAUCAAGGUAGCAGCUUGCUGUGUACUGUAUGUUGUUAAAGAAGCAUCAGCAGUAAUAGAGGUAAAUAAAUAUCGCUAGAGUUGUUAACUCUUUCACCGCCAGCGUUUUUAAAAAAAGUUGCCAGCCAGCGCCAGCGUUUUUCAUGUUUUUCACCAAAGUUUAAUGCCUUCCAGAAAAUGUUCUUCUUUAAAUAUAUAAAAAUACAAUAUACCAAAUGAAAGAACAGACCCUCUGCUUUCAAAAAAAAAAAAAAAAAAAAACGUUUCAUCCUACCUUUAGUGGUUCUUUGGUAAUCAGCUUUUGAAUAUGGGUAGGUUUCUGCAAAAACACCAGAUUUUGAGCAAAAAGCAGAGAUAAUUCAAUUUUUGUGACAGACUUUUCAUAGAGAUCCCAUUUAGAGCGAUCUUUAAAACAAAUAGGGACAUGCAGCCGCUUGCCAUAGGGCAAUACUUCCGGGUUUAAAAAGUUGCGCAAGGGCGCCCCCUGGUGGAUAAUAGCGGUAUUGCGGAAAGACGGAAAAUCUCGUCAAUGGCGGGGAAAGAGUUAAAGGGGUCCUAGCAUAUAAAACUUUUCCAUGUUUAAGUGUUAUAAUUGGGUCCCCAGUGCUUAAAUCAAUCUAGAAAACGUGAAAAAGAACAACCCUGUAACUUUGUUUUGGUAAACCAUUCUCUGCAAGCAUGUGAAAAAUUAGGUCAUUCAGAUUUUGCCUGUUUUGUGACGUAGGUAGCAAGCCUUAUUAAUAUAAUACCACGCCAUAAUCUGCACUAUCAACCACGGCACUGUCACUUAGUGCAGAGAGAAAGAAAGAUAGAGAAAAAAAACAACAACUAACAGCACAAUUGAGUUUCAAUUUCAGCAAACCACCAUUAUGGUGAUCAGUGUUUGCAUUUCUUCAGCUAAUUUGCAUUUUAAAGGACACACCCAAAAAACAGCACAUUUUUGCUCACACCUACAAACUGGCAAUUAUAACAUGCUGUAAUACAUUAUCUGUGGGGUAUUUUAAGCUAAAACCUUACAAACACUUUUUGGGGACACCAAAGACUUAUUUUA
Messenger RNA from Misgurnus anguillicaudatus (oriental weatherfish), 5523 nucleotides. RefSeq names its product potassium/sodium hyperpolarization-activated cyclic nucleotide-gated channel 2. Gene Ontology annotation, molecular function: voltage-gated potassium channel activity. Gene Ontology annotation, biological process: sodium ion transmembrane transport; potassium ion transmembrane transport; regulation of membrane depolarization. The record is from RefSeq and is a predicted model, not a curated record. Gene Ontology annotation, cellular component: membrane; HCN channel complex; dendrite. NCBI's taxonomy places the organism in Eukaryota, Metazoa, Chordata, Actinopteri, Cypriniformes, Cobitidae.